Trichobilharzia szidati is the source of this 1125-nucleotide messenger RNA. The record is from the annotation of a GenBank genome assembly. Lineage: Eukaryota; Metazoa; Platyhelminthes; Trematoda; Strigeidida; Schistosomatidae.
AUGAAUUUAUUUCCUCAAAGUGAACUAUACUACUCACUAUUUCAUUUCAGCGACACUUAUUCUUAUGAAAAACAAUGGAAUAAUAACAAUAAUAAUAAUAACCACAACACCUAUUAUGAUGGAGGUGGAGAUGAUGAUUCAGAAAGUGAGGGGGCAGCAAUAGUCGACAGAACUCCUGCUGGUGUUGCUCAUGCCGAGGAGGAUGUUGAUGACAAUCCCCUCCAACUCCAUGAAACUAACUCUGAGCAUAUUCUCUGCACACAGUGUUGUACACAUAAUACAAUAAUAGGGAAUGUGAGAGAAGGAGAGAAAUGGAAAUCACAAACAUCACCACUUUCCAAUUCUCAACAGCAUCGAAUGAUCAAUUCAUUCUGCACAUAUGAGAAACAGGCGGAGAAAAGUACAACAAGGCAUUCUAAAUAUACCUCAUCUCAUACAUACUCCUAUCAUCGGAGAUAUAUUGAUGAACGCGUCAGUCGUAGACGUAGAACUCUAUCCUAUCCAUCCAGGAGUCGACCAUCUUCAAAUUAUUCAAUACCGAAAUCUCAUCUGAUCAUGAAGUCAUCGGUUUGUGCACCCUGUCCAACUAGACGAUCAUAUAUUAGAACUAUCAGUAAGCAUAAUGUGAAUAAUCAUUUAUCAUCACCGUCUUCUUCUUCUUCAUCAGGUGGUGGUGGUGGUGGUUUGUUCAAUGAAUUCGUCAGUUGGAUACACGGUUUAUUCAGUCGACCGAAUUCCUCCCAGUCAGCAGCAGCAGCAACAACAACAACACUCAGUCCAUAUGAUAUCAUAGACACAUCUGAAUCAAAACUCUACAACAUAGACAUCAAAUCAGCUUCAAGUGAUCACCACUAUAAACGAGCGUAUUCUGCUCCUAUUCGAAAUAAUCAAUCUUAUCAUAAUAUUACAAGACUAGAAGACGACGCCACCACCACCAACACCAGUGAAGCUGAUGACAUGACGACUGACUUCAAAGAUCUGACUAGAAAUUUGAGUGGAAUGACGCAUACACCAUCUUCACCACCACCACCAGCAUCAUCUCAUCCUCAUCCUCAUCAUCAUGUCUGCAAUUCAGUAGACCGCCAGAUACAGAGACAAGUUAUUACACACCAAAUGAAGGUAUGA